Fusarium mangiferae is the source of this 927-nucleotide messenger RNA. RefSeq lists its product as uncharacterized. The transcript has a single exon. Gene Ontology annotation, molecular function: protein binding. The record is from RefSeq and is a predicted model, not a curated record. Bases 1 to 927 code for a protein of 308 amino acids. Lineage: Eukaryota; Fungi; Ascomycota; Sordariomycetes; Hypocreales; Nectriaceae.
AUGGAAAUCACACGUCGCUUCAGCCGCUCCUGUAGCAAGGCAGAGAUCGCCUCAGUAGGCAUCUCCCCUGCUACAUCAGCUGUCUUUGCAAUCUACACAGCUGCGCAAACCUCUCAAUCCUGGAUCGACGUCUUUGACAUCAAGACUCAGAGCGGCUACUCCAAGACAAGCGGCUCGCGAGCUGUCUUCUCACCCAAUGGCUCGAAAUUGGCUACCAUUAGGGACUGGACUGUUCAGUUUACAGGAGGCUUCGACUUUCACCACUCUAGCACUGUCUUUUUGAGGGACUAUGUUAGUGGAAAGACGGCCUGUGAGCUCAAGGAGGCUAAGGGUGAGCCAAUUGCUUGGAGCCGUGAUGGGAGACUCAUCGCAGUCGGUGAAGCGAGGAAUCGCAUUGGAGUUUGGGAUGUGAAGCACGGUGUCAGAGUCGGAAAGGUUCUGAGCCACAUCGACGCAGUUACUCACGCUGCUUUCCUCCCCGACCAGAGCCUCGUCACGAUCUCACGCGACGGAACGCUGCGCAUCACCAACACCAAGACUUGCAAGACAGUUCGCCGUCUUGAGAUCGACGGCUCAAACAACCCCCGCGCUCUAGCAGUCAGUCCCGAUGGUCGACGCAUCGUCUCAGUCUGGGGAACAAGCGUCCACAUCUGGAUCCCAUCCGCCAACGACUUGACGUCUUACAACCUCAACGCGGUGCGACCCUGUGAGGGAUGGCCCCUUGCAAUCUCACCCGAUUGCCGAUACAUGCUCUGCAGAACUGAAGAUGGCUUCGACAUCAUGGAUGUUGCGACGGGAACUAUCGUGUACGAUGAGGCUACAGAGGAGAUGGUAAUGUCUGGGGCUUUCGAUGAGGAUACUAAGGUUCUGGUUCUUGGAAGAAUGGAUGGCGUUGUUGAGGUUCGGGAUGUUUUUGACAGGAGGUGA